GAAAUCUCGGCAGCGGGAGUCUAAUCUCCGCCAGCAGCCACAGGAAUGAGCGGAAUUUUCUCCAUCACAAAACUCCCUCAGAUUAGGAAAUCUGACGUUUACAGCGCUGUUUUCUGCGCGGACACGAGGAAAGGUGGGUGUACACACUAGUUGUACUGUGUGGCUUUACUGUGCCUCAGCUCAGAUGAGCUCACACAGCCGAUGCGCACAUCGUAGGAUCCUACCAAUGUGAGAAGGCGUAAGGACACCGAGCGGCAGCCUGGUAGUCAGUGGGAAGUGUGUAAGCUUUUGUGCAAAGGCUGUCGACUUUCCGCAGCACAAAGUAAAUAGAAAGAAGCGCAAAUGGUCUUGUGUUCAUUUAUUUCACGUUGGAGAGACUCGGUGGAUUUGUAGGCUUUCUGUCUGAAUGGAAAUCCACUCUUUUCAUCGCAGACGGGACUGGACUUCAGACUCAGCGGCUGAUAGGAAGAAGCCUGUACUUUGAACACUCUGCUUUCUUCUUUCGCCCUUCUUCUUAAAAAAAAAAAUGCCAGGAUUCCGUUUAUCGCACACUGUCCACUUCAAGCCGGGCUGUUCAUCUGGAAGGGCGCCAGACGUUCAGUCUCUCAAAUAUGCAAGUUCAGUCCAAUAAAUUGUGUCAUUGUCUGUCAGCACUGGAAUAAGAAAUCAAUACUCAAGAAAAGAGACGCGAUAUUCCUCCGGAAUUUUAACGACCCUUUUCCUCCUCCACCCCCUCCUCAGCCAUCCUGAUAAAUAUGCGCUUUGGUUGGAUUAGGGUGGUCUGGUCCAGCCUGGCGCUUUUUUAGCUGGAGCAGCGCUGAUGGGGACUGAUUUUUACUGUUGAUUUUGUCCAUGCAAGACUCGGGGUGGAAACAUGUCUGGCCACUUCUUUGAGAGGAUCGCUGCUAUCAGAGAUGGCAUUUUGGUCCAGCACUUCGGUUUUCACCUCUAAAGUGCCCCGGAAAAUCUUAUUCAUGUUCACCCUCUCCCUUUCCGUCACCUACUUGUUCUACAGCUUAAUGAGCUGCUACAACUCGCUGCAGUUCCCGCUGCAGGAGAACUAUGUGUUUCAGGGCAGGCUGGUGACGGAGGAUACAACUUUUGUGACACUGAGGGAGAAACUUUACUCGGCUUCGCCAGGCUUCACGGAAUUCACGCAGGCUGAGAGAACAACCGCGGCUCCGACGGUAGUAGGGGAGCACGAUGAGGCCGAACAAAGGACAGUGGAGUGGAUUAGGACGCAGGCAUCUCCAACUAAAUCUGCAGCGGCGUUUCGCCCCACCGCGCCGGAGAGGGAGCGCCAGGAGAUCAGCACCACGGACAGCGAACUCAGGGUGAACUGCACCUCGGAUUACGGGGAGAAGAAACUUCCCCAAGCCAUUAUAAUCGGGGUGAAGAAAGGGGGUACCCGAGCCCUGCUGGAGGCUCUCAGGGUGCACCCGGACGUGAGAGCCGUUGGGAAUGAGCCACACUUCUUUGACAGGAACUACGAGAAGGGACUGGACUGGUACAGAGACCUGAUGCCUUCUACGCUGGAGGGGCAGAUCACCAUGGAGAAGACACCCAGCUAUUUUGUGACUAACCAUGCCCCCAAGCGCAUCCACUCCAUGGCCAAGGACAUCAAGCUUAUUAUUGUUGUGCGUAAUCCUGUCACUAGAGCCAUUUCAGACUAUACACAGACCUUAUCUAAGAAACCCGAGAUCCCCACCUUUGAGGUUCUGGCUUUUAAGAACAGGACGCUGGGGCUUAUAGAUGCCUCUUGGAGUGCUUUGCGUAUUGGAAUAUAUGCACUUCACCUGGAGAGCUGGAUGCAGUAUUUCCCUCUUUCCCAGAUGCACUUUGUAAGUGGGGAGCGGCUGAUCGUGGACCCGGCCGGAGAAAUGGCUAAAGUGCAGGACUUCUUGGGCUUGAAGCGGAUUGUCACAGAUAAACACUUCUACUUCAAUAAAACUAAGGGAUUCCCAUGUCUAAAGAAGCCAGAGGACAGCAGCACCCCCAGGUGCCUUGGAAAGUCCAAAGGAAGAACUCACCCCAAAAUAGACCCGGAUGUGAUUCGGCGGCUGCACAAGUUCUACAAACCCUUUAACAUGAUGUUCUACCAAAUGACUGGCCAGAACUUUGAAUGGGAGCUAGAGGAGGACAGCGUUUCCCGUAGCUCUCAGGACUAGCAUGGCACCGCUGAGCCACACCACCAGCCUUCUCACUCAAACAACCGUUGUCCCACUUCAUCUUAAGAGAGUACUUGAGUGCCCCAAUCAAUCAUGGCUCUCCUUGCAGUUUGUGUAUCCAUUAGCAAGAGUUUACUGACAUGCUUUUUCCUGAAGAUGGCAAAUCAUUAUUGUGUAUACUAAACAUAAAAUAUAUUUAUAUUUGUGUAAAUGAGAUGAUUUAUUCCUUUUGUUUUUAAAGCAUAGAAUUGAUAAAAAAAAAAAAAUCACAUUGACUAUGGCGAUGCAUGUGAUGAGUUAAGUGUCCUUACCUCAUAAGCCCUAAGGGUAAACUCUGCCCGUUUCUUCUCCCUUUACUUUCCUGCUAUUUGUUGCCCUCACACCCACUCACCAGCAUCCAGCACAAAAAAAAGAUAUUCUAUUUCAACUAUCAAGGCCAUGAAGUGCCCUGUGUUAUUUCUUUUAACAUGGUCUUGCUGCUUUGGAAGACAGAAAGGAGAACAUAUAAAGUACUAUUAUACUUUGACAUGAGCUCAUCCUUCAUGUUGUCCAUAUUGUGAGUGGAGACAAUCCUUUUAAGUUUACCAAAGUGUUCACUUACUCUGUUCUGCCACUGGUCUGGUUGCUCGGCAAUUAAUAACUGCACAAAAAUUCAAGUGACUAGCUAGAUCACACUGGCCAUCUUUUAAGUAUUGGAUUUUUUUUUUUCGGAGCAGUAUUAAACAUUAGCAUACUGAUGACCGUACACUUUAAUGGGAAAGUUUCUGUUGCCCUGGUUUAAUUUUAGAAAUGAGUCCAUACUUUUCUUGCGUGUCUGCCAGAACAUAGCCAGCUAACUCAUAUCCUUCUGUUUUCCUCAUGACCCUUCUUUUGUCACAUAAUACAUGUCAACAAGGGGGAAGAACAACACAACAGGACCGAGCAGGAGUUUGUUACCAAACAUCUGCUGCAGCACGGUCCUCUGUCAUUAGAGAUUAAUGGUGUGUUAAAUAAACUGCUGCCGCUGGAACAAAGUCAAUGUCAGACAGAAUUUGCUGUCAAGGUAAAGCCACAUACAGGCCCAGGUAAAUUACCAAGCCAUUACUGUAUGUGCUUAACUUGAACGAGACCAUUUCUGCCCGGUAAAUGUGGUGUAACAUGAAGUUUAUUAGCAAAGGCAUGAUCAACAGGGUUUUGCUGUGAAAUUAGCCAUUUGCCCAAGCACUGAAGCACCAUAACCCAUCAUCUUAUUACUUUUUGUUUUGCAUAACCCACUGUGUGUCUGUGCUUUGUCUCUGAACUUUUCAUCAAUUGAGACAAUCAAUACAGUCAAUGAGUCAAUAAAUACAGUCUGCUUCACAUCA
Molecule: messenger RNA, 3511 nt
Organism: Poecilia latipinna (sailfin molly)
Lineage: Eukaryota; Metazoa; Chordata; Actinopteri; Cyprinodontiformes; Poeciliidae
Gene: hs3st4
Product: heparan sulfate (glucosamine) 3-O-sulfotransferase 4
Exons: 2
Coding region: 915-2168 (417 amino acids)
Molecular function (GO): [heparan sulfate]-glucosamine 3-sulfotransferase activity
Source: RefSeq, a predicted model, not a curated record